Messenger RNA from Pangasianodon hypophthalmus (striped catfish), 3429 nucleotides. It is a transcript of the gene zp3d.1, whose product is annotated as zona pellucida glycoprotein 3d tandem duplicate 1. Gene Ontology annotation, molecular function: acrosin binding. NCBI's taxonomy places the organism in Eukaryota, Metazoa, Chordata, Actinopteri, Siluriformes, Pangasiidae. The coding region runs from base 300 to 2021 and encodes 573 amino acids. Gene Ontology annotation, cellular component: extracellular matrix. Gene Ontology annotation, biological process: binding of sperm to zona pellucida; egg coat formation; positive regulation of acrosome reaction. The record is from RefSeq and is a predicted model, not a curated record. The transcript has 8 exons.
ACACCUGAGCAGGUGGAGGAGAAGAGGGAAGGGAAAUAAAAGUAGAAGAAGAAGAAGAACUGAACAGGUAAGAGCAGGCUUCUUCCAGGACUGGAGAUAAUGACCAUUCUCCAAUUCACUUCAGGUUGGGCGGGGCCAUGUAAUUAAGCAGUGACGUCAUUGACGCAGCAGGUGUUUCUCGGGUUAGUGGCUUAAUUGCAGCAGCAUCUCAACUUCCGGUUCAUCUUCUUUUUAAAAGUAUUUUUUCCCUUCCAGUGUUUAGUGAUCAGUGGUUAGUGAUUAGUGUGUGUGGGGCUGAAAUGGGUGGCGCGCGGCUGCUCUUCUCUCUGCACGUGUGUGUGUUUGGUUUGCUGGGGUGUGUGGUGGAUGUAGCUGGGAGAGGAGAUGAUCAGAGAUACAGCACCAUCACAUCACAGGAGCAGGAGCUUUACACCGAGCUGAGGCCGGAGAUCAGGGACAGUGACGUUAUCCAUCCUCCUCCUCCUCCUCCGCCUCCUCCUUACCUCCUCCUCCCCAUGUUCCGCCAUCACUCCGCUCCUGCAGUUUCUAAGGAGCUUUUCAGUCCUGUAGCCAGAAGAAGGGUGUUACCGAGAGUUCUGUCGAAUAUUUUGAUCCCACAAGUCCGCCAGCCUCACAUCCGGGUCACUCCCGUGAAUAAUAAUCACGGUGUGGAGGUGUGGUGUGGCUACAGCAAGGUCUCCGUUCGAAUUAAUCAGGCUCUGCUGAGCUUCCGGAGCUCCGCCGCUCAUUUCCGGUUGGGAACAUGUCCGGCGUCACGUGCUGACGGGAGCGUCCUGUAUUUCCAGUACGAGCUGAAUGAGUGUGGGAGUGUGCUAUCGGUAAUAAAUGGGCAGCUCUUGUACGCCAAUGAGCUUCUCUACAGGCCAGCGAGUCAGGGAGCAGUUAUCAGAGCCGUGCCGCUAGUGCUACCCAUCCAGUGUGUGUACGAUCGAUUUCACUAUUCGUACAAAAUCGGCUAUUUGCCAGAACUUCGUCCGCAGUCAUUUCAGAAGACGUUGGUCAGGAAGCACGUCUUCAGUCUCUCUGUGCGUAACGAUAAGUGGGAGGAACUCAGGGUGAACAAGAGCUACGUCCUCGGAGAGCCUAUGUACUUUGAAGUCAACACAGGAAUCAUAUCGAAGGACAAGAGCGUUUACGUCGAGGCCUGUCACGUUACGGCGAGUGAGGAUUCCAACUCCACCCAGCGCUAUGAUGUCAUCAGCAACUUUGGCUGCAUGGUGGACAGUAAGAGGACAGGAAGUCAGUCGCGCUACGUCUCGAGGAAGAUGAACAUCCUUCGCUUUUCACUCGAUGCGUUUUCGUUCGCCGAGGCGGCUUCAGAGCGUUUUUAUUUGCACUGCACUGUUCUGGUUGGAAACGCGUCCGCGAGCACCACAGCGAAGUCCUGCACCUACAGCGAGUCUGAGCACAGGUGGGAGGAGCUGGACGGAGACGCCGCCGUCUGUAGCUGCUGCGAUUCUCAGUGUCGGCCUCCGGGGUUCAACGCGUCGUCCUGUGUGGAGCAGGCCGUGGUGACCAGCAAGCCGUGGAGUUUAAUCCACAGUGAAGUUCUUCCUGAAACCUCUGACGAGUGGCUGAACACGGUGCUGGGUUCCGUCCUGUUACACCAUCAUCAUCGUCGUCCUGAGGGGGAGGAGGAAGAGGAGUCACAGGAGGAAGAGGAGGAAGAGGAGGAAGAGGAGGAGAUACAUGAGAAGGAGGAGUUGUGUGUAGGGGAGGAGUUAGAGGAGGAGGUUCUGAUUGGUGUUGCAGAGUCUGAGAAUGAUGAAAUGAUGAUGACGGACGAGGGGAUGGAGGAAGGAGAUGCAGGGAACAUGGCGGAAGAUGGAGAGAAAGAGAAGAAAGAGGAUGUUGAUGUUCAGAAAGAGGAAGGAGAGAUGCAGAAGAACGUGACAGACUUUGUGGCGAAGUUCUCAGAGGGAAUCUGGGAAGACGAGGAGUCGCUGAAGGAGAACGUGUCCGUGUACGUCACUGCAGCGGAGACGGACUUGGGUUUCUGAGAUGAGCGAGGUGGAGUAACGAUCGCUGAGCGAGUCCUGCGUCUCCGUCACACCACGUCUCGCCCCAGGCAGGAAUAUCUCAACAUCUGGAGGGUUUACAGUAUUUAACACACAAUACUGGAUAAACAUAAAGCACAGUAUUAGACUGAUGUUGUCUUGUGGUUGCUAAAAUGUGUUUUUGUGCUGCUCUGAGAUUCCUAAUUCCUGCUCUGCUCUUCUCUGAUCCCUUCAGGAAUCCUGCUGGAGAUACAGGAAAAAAAUCACCUGAACUUUCAUACUAAAGCUCUUGUACAUGAUGAGAACCGUCCGGACUCUGACCUUUACAUCUCGUUUAUACAGAGCCUGUAUAAUAAAUAAAUAAAUAAAAUGAAUGUAAACUGCUAAGCCUGGGUUUCUCAGCCGCUGAGAUUAACAGCGAAAAAAAGUUUACACAUUAGGCUUGUAUUAAAAUAUAAAAAAUAUAUCACUUUUACUAAAGCACAAGCUUCAAAUCAUUACACACGACUGAUAUAAAACCUUCUGGGGGGAAAAGAAGCUUGCAGAGUUUUUAUCCUUUUUAAAAUACAUUUCAUUCAACUUUGUAACAAGCGUGUAAAGUAAAUAAAGACGUAAAUAAAUUUCAUUACAGAGAAAUAACUUUCAAAUUCAUCAAACAAGUGCAGAGUAUUUUAUCUAAAACUAACAGCCACUACGAAAGAGAACGAAACCUGUUUUAAAGCCUGAUCACUUCAUUCAGGGAAAGUGACAUUAACAUAAAAAUUGUUCUUUUAUGUGUAAUAUAUUUAUAAGAAUUGUUUUACCUUUUUUAUUGUUAUUUAUAAGAAUAAUUUUAUUUUCAGACUCUGAGACACAUCAGGCCGAAACUGGAAUAUACACACGACUAAUUAGGUUCAUUUUUUUCUUUAAGUUUGUGUAUUUUUUUUUUAUUAUUUAGAAAGUAGUUUCCUGUAAUAAUUAAGGUUAAUAUUUUUGUAGAGAAUAAUCAGCUCAUUGCAGGAUAAAUGUCUGUAAUCGGUGUUUAUUCUAAAUCUUUGCUUACAGGAAAAAAAAAAUUGUAUGAAAUUAAAAUUUAUACAUGUAGGGUUUGUGUUUUUUUGGACACUUUAUGUUUAACAUAUCACAUUUUAUGUUUACAUGAUGUCUUUUUCAUUUAUGUGAGGUCACAUGAUACGAGCUCAGAGUGUAACAUAGUGAAAUUCACCUUCACAUUGUGUUUUUUUUACACAUGAUAGCAUAUUAAUCACAAUCGUGUGACAUGUACGUGAUUUUUCUGUAAGAGUUUCUCACAGAAUGUGUUGUGUGUCUAAUCUUAUAAGUAGUGACCUGACCCUUGACCCCUGAGCCCUGAGCCCCAGGGCUGAAGUGCUUCUGUUUUUCCCGAGUCGACAGAAUCACAGAGCUGGUUUUA